Molecule: messenger RNA, 810 nt
Organism: Mytilus trossulus (common blue mussel)
Lineage: Eukaryota; Metazoa; Mollusca; Bivalvia; Mytilida; Mytilidae
Exons: 1
Coding region: 1-810 (269 amino acids)
Source: RefSeq, a predicted model, not a curated record
AUGCCAGAUGGAUCGGAAAGACCAAUUUCUUUCGCAUCGAGGAGUCUUACAAAAUCCGAAAAGAACUAUGCACAAAUCCAAAAGGAGGCGCUUGGAAUAGUGUGGGGAGUGAAGAAAUUUAACACAUUUCUGUACGGUAGGAAAUUUUCUUUAAUUACUGAUCAUCAACCUUUAACAGCAAUUUUUAAUCCUGAAAAAUCAAUUCCUGUAACUACCGCCGCUAGGUUACAGCGUUAUGCUAUUUUUCUCUCUGGAUUUACAUACAACAUCGAAUACAAAAAUACAAAGAAACACAAUAAUGCAGACGCAUUAUCGCGACUACCGAUGCAAAGUGACAUGAACAUUAACAGUGAAGACGCAGAUGAUCUUUUUCACGUGUUACAAAUUGAGGACCUUCCAAUUACGAGCGCCGAAAUUCAACGUGAAACUCGAAAAGAAAAGGUAUUAGCAUCAGUUUUGUACCAAGCAAUGAAUGGAUGGGAAAUAACGGACGAUUCGUUAAUAAAACCUUAUUUCACUCGCAGAAAUGAAUUAACUGUUAGUCAUGGUUGCCUUCUGUGGGGAAUAAGAGUCAUAAUUCCGAUUAAAUUCAGGAAUCGAAUUCUAGAAUUACUUCAUAGUAGUCACCCGGGAAUGGUGAAAAUGAAGGCGUUGGCCAGAGGGCAUGUCUGGUGGCCCGGUAUAGACAGUGACAUUGAACAUUUAGUCAAAAGCUGCACUGGAUGCCAGAUAAAUCAGCACGCACCAGCACUAACACCGUUACACCCAUGGGAAUGGCCCGAGACACCAUAUGGCAACGAGUCCAUAUAG